UCUUUUUGACAGUUGACAAUUAUAUCCAAUGUUUAGACUUUGACCCGUAGAUUAUUGUAAUUUUUCUAUUAAAUAAGCCAUAAAAAAUUGCGUAAUGGCAUAAUUAUUAAAAUAUAUACUUAAUAUUAUUACCCACUGUAGAUUUUGUGUAAAUAAAAUCAUGUAUAAUCCCGCGGUAACAGUUCGAAGGAUCGAUGUUUUGAUUUGUAUUUUGGGUCAUCGUAAAGCUAUAUUAGCUGCAAAUCCAGUGAGAAGUUAUUCUAGCGAAGAUAAAGUGACUAUAGGAGAUGUCAGCAAGGAGAUUAAGAACCCCAAAAAAGUUGAAUAUGUGCCUCGGAAGUAUUUAACUAUUGAAGAUGCAGAAAUAAAAUCACUCUCACAGAGUACUCUAAGAAAUCUAAGAUGGAUGAUGCAAAAGGAUUUACUUGGGCAGGACAUGUUCUUACUAGGCAGGCCAGGACCAAGCAGGAGGAAAGUAGCCCUUCAAUACCUUGAGCUGACUCAGAGAGAGUUGGAAUAUGUAGCACUGUCACGUGACACAACAGAAGCUGACCUCAAGCAGAGGAGAGAGAUCCAGAGCUCCACUGCUAAGUAUUUUGACCAGAGCGCCGUCCGCGCAGCAGUAGAAGGUCGCGUGCUUGUUCUAGAAGGAAUAGAAAAGGCAGAGCGCAAUGUGUUGCCGGUGUUGAAUAACUUGCUUGAAAACAGGGAGAUGCACUUAGAAGAUGGAAGGUUUUUGGUGCCUGCUUCUAGAUACGAUAAACUGUUGGAGGAACAUGGUGCUGAAGAAGUAUCAAAAUGGCGCUUAGUCCGUGUCGACGAGAACUUCCGCGUGAUAGCACUAGGUUUGCCGGUACCUAGGUACAGCGGGCAGCCACUCGAUCCUCCGCUGCGAUCUCGGUUCCAAGCUAGAGAUGUUGCUACUAUUGGAUUCUCGGAACACCUAAGCGUAUUAAAGGACGAGGCUCCUCGCGUGGACAGCGUGAAGCUGGAACAGGUGCUGUCUGCUGCGUACGCGCUGAUCAGCCCUGAGCUGCAGCAGGUCAGCCUGCCCGACUUCCCUGUGGACAGCUUGCAGGCGGCCGCUCUUAUACUGGAACGAAACCCAAAUAUCCCAAUACACAAGCUUAUCUACCUCCUUUACCCUUACCAUUCAUUCCUCACAAGAGAACACGUAAAGAACGUAGAAGCGGUACUCCACAACUUGAGCGUAAACACAAAACCAAAAUGGAACAUAUCGCUCCAAGGAGUCGACAUCAAGGGAAACCAUGCCUUAGUGGCUAUGGAAAUCAACGGCGCUAAGUCUGAGUUUAGCGUGCCGUAUGGUGGGAGGAAGCAGGGAGUUGAAGAUAGAAGGGUUGUGAAGACGGCGUACCAGAGUGAACUGUUAAAUGAAUUGUUGCUGAGUCAUAGUGUUGGAGAUUUUUGUAUUAUUGGUCCAAAAGGCUGUGGCAAGAGCCUCCUCGUCUCGCAACUAUCGUCCUUAUUAGGCUACACAAUAGAGCCUAUAGUCCUCUACCAGGACAUGACAGCCAGAGACCUGGUACAGCAAAGAACUACAUUGGACAAUGGGGAUACCGUGUGGAGGAACUCGGCGUUAGUCGAAGCGGCGCUGAAAGGACAUAUGGCGGUUUUAGACGGAUUGCAUAGAAUACAUGCUAGUACACUUGCUGUUUUACAUAGGCUAGUUCACGACAGAGAACUACAACUGCACGACGGCACGCGACUGUUGCGACACGACCGAUACGACGAGCUGCUCAAAUCAGGCAUUACUGAAGCACAGCUACAGGAAAAUGGAGUUAGGAAGAUACAUCCUGCUUUCAGGAUAGUAGCGUUAGCGGAACCACCGGUACUAGGCCGGGGCCAGCAGUGGCUUUCGCCAGAAAUACUCAGCCUGUUCAUCUUCCACGAGAUGAGAAACUUGAGCAAGACUGAAGAAAUAUUCAUCAUUAAUAGUUUGUUUGGUGACAUAUCCCAACCGCUCCACUCAAUAAUCAACCUAGCAGAUGAGCUCAGAAGAUCGGAAGACAGCACUUUGAAGAACCUUUCAACGUCUCUAUCCACACGCCAACUCUUAAGGAUAGCUAGCAGAAUGUCCAAGUAUCCUACAGACUCAGCUUACGAAACCGUUCAACAAACAUUCUUGGCUAAGUUCCUACCUAAUUUAGCUAGACGAGCUCUAGAUGGCGCAAGUCAGAAACUAGGCAUCGACCCUCCAAGAAGGGUAGGCAUCUUCGGAAAUAAUCCCUCAGAAACCAAAGUCAAAUGUUCCGUAAAAAACAACGUUCUAACUAUCGGAAACACAAGCACAGAGAUAUUUAAAACCGAAGCUUUGACUAAAGUCCCAGAUAUCUUGUUCUACGAUGUUCCCCAACAUAUGCGGUUGCUAGAAUGGUUACUACAAGACUUUUUGCUUGGCAACCACUUAUUACUCGUCGGCAACCAGGGCGUUGGGAAGAAUAAAAUCGCUGACAGACUUUUACAACUAUUGAACCGUCCAAGAGAAUACAUACAGUUGCACAGAGACACUACAGUCCAAUCUUUGACUGUACAACCAACUGUAAGAGACGGUGUCGUGGUUUACGAAGAUUCUCCUUUAGUUAAAGCCGUGAAAUAUGGUCAUGUCUUAGUGGUAGAUGAGGCUGAUAAAGCCCCAACUCACGUGACUUGUAUAUUAAAGACUUUGGUGGAAAAUGGAGAAAUGAUCCUCAGUGAUGGUCGAAGAAUAGUUCCUAAGCAUAUGCUUGAGAGUUCUGGGGGUGAUGUGUCGAGUUUUAUACCGGUACAUGACGAUUUUAGGAUGAUUGUGCUGGCUAAUAGACCAGGUUUCCCAUUCUUGGGAAAUGACUUCUUCGCGUCUUUGGGUGACCUAUUCUCCUGUCACGCCGUCGACAACCCUUCAGUGGAGUCAGAAAUGGAACUUCUCCGUUCAUACGGGCCGGAUGUUCCUCACGACGUCAUGAAGAAACUGGUGCAAGCGUUCGCGAUACUAAGGGAUAAGGCCGAUCAGGGACAACUGACCUAUCCCUACUCGACCAGGGAGCUCGUCAAUAUUGUUAAACAUUUGCAGAAAUAUCCCACAGAAGACUUAGCAACGGCAAUCGGCAACGUAUUCGAUUUCGAUCGCUACAGCAAAGAUAUGGCGGACACGUUACUGGAAGUGCUGCACGCGAGCGGACUACCCGUCGAGGGAGUACUUGAGGGACGGUCCAAAGAGGCGCUUAAGAAAAUACAGAUGACCAUUGAUAGGCAUAGCGGAUUGGGCACAACAGCACCCAAGCAUGGUAAAGAGGACCCGAACAACGAUCCUCACGUGGGCGGGAAUACCUGGGCGGGCGGUACCGGCGGGCGGGACACUGCUGGCUUGGGCGGGAAGGGCGGACCUUAUAGACUUGAUAAGGGUCAUGAUGUUCAUCAGCUUUCAGACGCUGAAAAGGACGACGUACCGGAGCACGUGAAGAAAGCCGCGCGGGAGAUGAACCGCAAAGCUUUCGAGGAACGACUCAAAGAGAUCAACAUGAGCGAGUUCGAUGCUAAAUUAUAUGGACAGUUCUAUAGGGCUGUGCAGCCACAGAUAGGGGCACUUCGUGGCGUGUUAGCUGAACUGCAAGCGAAGAAGAAGGAACGUCAUUGGAGCAGACAUCAGACUAGCGGGGAACUGGAUGACGGCAAGAUCAUUGAAGGUUUAGCAGGCGAGCGUUCAAUAUACCGUCGUCGUACGGACCAGGAGCCACCACCAGGUGCACCACCAGAAAAACCUAAAAGACUGCGAUUAGUGGUAGACGUGUCUGGCAGCAUGUAUAGGUUCAAUUCCUACGACGGUCGUCUAGAACGUUCGAUGGAGGCGGUAGUGCUACUGACAGAGGCACUCAAAGGCUACGAGGCUCGCAUCCGAUACGACAUGCUCGGCCACUCGGGGGAGGAACAUGCGCUAGAGCUCGUCACAGUCGACCGACCCCCGGACAAUGAGAAGGAGAGAUUAAAGAUAAUCCGGCUGAUGCAUGCUCACGCGCAGUUCUGCUGGUCGGGCGACAACACUCUCCCGGCGGCGCAGCACGCCAUCGCUACCGUCGCCGCCGAGGACGCGGACGAAGCUAUAGUGCUUAUACUGUCCGACGCUAAUUUGAGACGAUACGGUAUACAACCGGAAGAUUUAGGCACGAUAUUGACAUCGGAUCAUAGAGUGCAGGCGCACGUUAUAUUCAUCGGCAGCUUGGGAGAUGAAGCUAACGCUCUCCUGCGUCGUCUGCCGGCGGGUCACGCGCACGUGUGUAUGGACGUGGCCGCAUUGCCACAGAUUAUGCAGCAGAUCUUUGCGUCAUCGCUUUUACAGUCUUCUUGAUUGUAAUACUAAAUAUAUAGUAAAUGUAACAGGAAGAGUUAACUGAGUAUACUAUGUAAUAAAGUUAAAAAACUGGAAGAGUUAUGUGUAAGGGAACAAGGAAAAAGCUUCUACCUUCACGCGUCCCCAUUUACUUUUUUACUACAAACGUGACAUGGCCAGUGCUUGACAUAGAAUGUGCUAAAAUCUUAUUGACACAUUCAAUAACAGAACCUCGCGAUUAUAAGAAAAAAAAAAAAACAAUAAAAAUGUGAUUAUUAUUUUAGUUAAUUCGAAUUUCACAAACGAUUGACGCGAGAGCUUUGAAUUCAGUGGCUGGAUUUCAAAUUAAAAUGCAACUUUGUUACGGGUUUGUAUCAUAGUACAAUUUGUAUAAAUACCAAUAUUUUCAUAUGUAAGUAAAUUGUACAUCUUGUAUAUGUAUAGAUAAGAGUAAAUAAAUAAGAAUAGAUAAAUUGUUAUGCUGGUGGCAGCUAUAUUUGGAGAAAAGUUUUUACAUUAUUGUAUGAAGUGAGAAUCGACAUAUUAUAUUUUUCUUAAUUUAUUGACUUAUAUUAUUAUGUAUCAGACAUUCCUUUUUCAUUUCAAAUAGCUACUUUUACUCACCUAACAUAGUCAUCAUCAUCAUCAUCAUCAUCUCAGCCAUAGGACGUCCACUGCUGAACAUAGGCCUCCCCCUAAGAUCUCCACAGAUACCUGUUGGAAGCGACCUGCAUCCAGCGUCUUCCGGCGACCUUUAUAAGGUCGUCUGUCCUCCUUGUUGGUGGACGUCCUACGCUGCGCUUGCUAGUACCUAACAUAGUAAUGAUAUUUAUAUAAUACUGAUCAUCUUAUGUACAUAUGUUGGAAGAAGUCUUAUAUUUUGUCUGCUAUUUUUCUUUAGUUCUUAGUAAUAGAUAGCCGUGAGAUAAUGAGAUUAAUAUUUAUCGUGCAAUAAAAAUCAGCCAAAACACUUUCUGAUACCAAAAUAAGAGACGAUUAAGUAAACCAAAGUUGGUUCUUAUUUUUUUUUUAUAAUUGUUUUGUGUUUAUUUAUUAUGUUAUGAAAUGUCACAAAUAAUUACUUGAAAAUAAAAUGCUCUAUUUUAAUGUGAAUAUACAGACCUUCUGUGAUCAUGUAAAUGAAAAUAAGUUUGAUAGAUAUUAAUAAAGACAUAUUUUGCGAAA
Molecule: messenger RNA, 5509 nt
Organism: Helicoverpa zea (corn earworm)
Lineage: Eukaryota; Metazoa; Arthropoda; Insecta; Lepidoptera; Noctuidae
Gene: c12.2
Product: von Willebrand factor A domain-containing protein 8
Exons: 21
Coding region: 161-4342 (1393 amino acids)
Cellular component (GO): cytoplasm
Molecular function (GO): ATP binding; ATP hydrolysis activity
Source: RefSeq, a predicted model, not a curated record